AUAUAUCCGCAAUUAAAUCAUUAUUAGAGUUCGACUUGGUAUUGUUCGAGGGAUGUAAAUCAAAAUUUUCUAUUUUCGGAAGAUUUUAAAGUACAGGGUGGAGACAGCCAAAUCCCAGAGGGAAGCUGCGUUUUGCCAACAGGUGCAACCUGCUGUGGUCCGGGCGGCAUGAGCGGGUUUAUCGACUGUCACUGUCACUUGGCGGCGCAGGAUUUUCAAACAGAUAUUGAUGAAGUGAUAGAGGAGUCUAAGAAGACUGGAAUCCUAGCUCUUGUGGCGGUAGCAGAGCAUGCUGGAGAAUUUGAAAGACUAAUAGAGCUUUCAAACAAAUAUUCUGGGUUUGUGCUACCAUGUCUUGGUGUCCAUCCCGUACAAGGAAAUCCACCACAAGAACAACGUAGUGCCACACUUGAGGAUUUGCAGAAUGCACUUCCAUUGAUAGAAAAAUAUAAGGACUGCUUAUUGGCAAUUGGAGAGGUAGGGUUGGAUUUCACCCCACGAAUUGCCAGCACUGAGGCACAGAAGAAUGAACAAAAAAAGGUCUUCAUUGAACAAAUUGAAAUUGCAAAGCAGUUUGAUUUACCUUUGAAUGUACAUUCGCGCUCUGCUGGACGUCCAACCAUUAACCUACUGAAGGAACAAGGAGCUCAGAAAGUAUUGCUUCAUGCUUUUGAUGGAAAACCCUCUGUGGCUAUGGAAGGGGUGAAAGCUGGAUUUUAUUUUUCAAUCCCACCAUCCAUUAUAAGAAGCGAGCAGAAGCAGAAAUUGGUGAAGCAAUUACCAUUAGAGUUUAUAUGCCUGGAGACAGACUCUCCUGCAUUAGGGCCAGUAAAACAGGAGAGAAAUGAGCCUAAGAACAUAUCAGUCUCCUGUCAAUACAUUGCACAGAUUAAAGGGCUUUCGGUGGAGAAUGUCAUGGAAGCGACAACACAGAAUGCAUUCAAACUUUUCCCAAAACUUCAGAAAUUUAUUCGUAUUUGAAAUAUAUUGUCUCUGUAAUAUAAUGACUAAAAAUAAAAAUACAAAUUUGUGGAUGCAAUUUAGGCUUAAGGUAGCAUUAAAGCACAAUAAAAAUCUAUCUUAAAAUUCAAUAUAACUGUUGUGU
Molecule: messenger RNA, 1105 nt
Organism: Leucoraja erinaceus (little skate)
Lineage: Eukaryota; Metazoa; Chordata; Chondrichthyes; Rajiformes; Rajidae
Product: putative deoxyribonuclease TATDN3
Exons: 10
Coding region: 169-981 (270 amino acids)
Molecular function (GO): hydrolase activity, acting on ester bonds
Source: RefSeq, a predicted model, not a curated record